Molecule: messenger RNA, 14767 nt
Organism: Rhipicephalus microplus (southern cattle tick)
Lineage: Eukaryota; Metazoa; Arthropoda; Arachnida; Ixodida; Ixodidae
Gene: put
Product: activin A receptor type 2 punt
Biological process (GO): protein phosphorylation; activin receptor signaling pathway; cellular response to growth factor stimulus
Cellular component (GO): activin receptor complex; plasma membrane
Molecular function (GO): activin receptor activity; activin binding; ATP binding
Source: RefSeq, a predicted model, not a curated record
AGGUUGUAACGAGCAGUAUGGCAAAGUUGCAAAGCGCCUUAUCUAUUAGAAAUUCGAUAGCUUAUUACACAAACGCAGCUGAAGCAGCCGAGCCGGUUCAUUAAAACAAGCUGAUGCGCGAACACGGUUUUCAAGUUAACGUGGAGAAGUGGGUGUGCUCGCGGCGCUAGGCUAUAUCGACGAGAGAUUCGGCGUUCCACGAUCCAGUCGCGUCAUCGGUGCUUGUAUCGAAACCAUCGAUAAACAAAGUGACGGGUUUACGGCGUACAAAAUCAUUUUCUUCAAAGGUGGAGGGGUGGCGGCCCGCCGGCCUGUCUGUUACCCCCCACAGAGCGCCGCUUCUAAAAUAAACAUCGCACACCGGAAACGUCAAGUUUGUUCCACUUUUUUGUUAUUUCCCGCCUACGAGAAAGAAAAAAAAAUGUUCGUCCAUGGACCAAAUCGUACGCGACACCUCGCUGCGUUUACCGUACUCCUUAAAAACCUUUCCGUACGCGUACGUACGUACGGAGCAAAACACGAUGUGCCGUUCAAAUAAACAAAGUAAAAAAGAAGGCCGUUCAUCCGGGUACUCGUUCCGGAGGCACAAAAAGGUCCGCCAUAUUGGGACUGUGUAUUUUGUUACUGCGUGCGACAGUGUUAGCCGAUGUAAACUAAACGAGCUGGUUGCCGAUGAUCGGAGUGAUAUGUCAUGACGUUGACAAGGUGUGCGUCUCGCCGAGGUGUGUCAGCCGAUUGUGAGUCGACGUAAUCUGUGCGUCGAGAUGGCUUUUCGAUAGCUAUGAUGAGACGACGAUUGAAGCCGAAGUGAGGACUCGCUCGUGAGAGCGAUAUUUUGGCUGUCCGGCCUGUUUCCAUUCCCGUCGCCGUGUCGACGACCGAGUGCAGACUGUUCGUUCUGGAUGUGCGCUGGUCAAUGUGGCUGAAACGGGCGAAGAUGGAGCGCCGAGGUGGACGUGUGCCGUGCGAAGCACCCGGGAUUAACCAUCGCUGGACUGUUUGUUUACUCGUGAUGUCCUGCCUCGGUAUCGCAAUGGCCGUGAGCCCCGACCGGCCGCCACCCAGCCUGAUGCGAUGCGAGUACUACAAUGAGACACUGUGCCAAGGCUCUCCGGGGGCUGAUGGCCAGCCCCUUCCGGGCUGUAACGGGUCGGAGGAGUGUCGGCCUGGGGAGAACGAAAAGGGCAACCUCUGCUACGUCCUCUGGCAGAACAACAGUGGCGUGCUCAGCGUCAAACUUAAAGGUUGCUGGGUGGGCAACAACCACGACUGCAGUCAAAGCCAGCACUGUGCAGUAACGCGCCGAGAGCCAAGUGUCCAGCUUCUGUUCUGCUGCUGCGUGGGCGACCUGUGCAAUGCCAACUUGCAGCCCUCUGCUGUCAUCACUUCAGGUACACCUUUGACCACGAGACAUUCGCCACCUGUGCAACUGGCACCCCACGGUGGCUACCGAACCGAGACGGUGGUGGCCUACAUCUUGGUGCCCCUGUUUACUGUGGUGGCCGUGGUGGUGUUGGCCCUGUACUUGCAUCAGAAGCGCAAGCAGCGGCAGGGCCACUUUGCCGAAGUGCCCACGGCAGACCCCACCCCAUUGCCCUCGCCCGCCCUCGCACCCAAGGCCAUUCAGCUGGUAGAGGUCAAGGCACAGGGUCGCUUCGGGGCAGUCUGGAAGGCCCGUUGGGGGCUGCAGUUCGUUGCGGUCAAGAUCUUUCCACCUCAGGACAAGACCUCAUGGAUGGUGGAGAAGGACAUUUUCAAGAUGCCCCAGAUGAAGCACGAAAACCUGCUGGCGUUCCUCGGCUCCACCAAGCACGGUGACCUGAACCACACCGAGUACUGGCUGGUCACAGAGUACCACGAGAGGGGAUCACUCUCGGAUCACCUCAAGGCUCACUUGGUGAGCUGGGGCGAGGUGCUGAAGAUUAGCGAGGGCAUUGCCCUGGGACUGUCCCACAUGCACGGGGAACGUCCAGCCAACAAGCUGGAGGGCUACAAGCCCCCGCUGGCACACCGUGACUUCAAGAGCAAGAAUGUGCUGCUCAAGGCCGACAUGACUGCCUGCAUCGCCGAUUUCGGCCUGGCCCUGGCCUUUCCUUGCGGGGUGUCCCCGAGGCAGGCACACGGACAGGUGGGCACCCGGCGUUACAUGGCCCCCGAGGUGCUGGAGGGAGCCAUCAGCUUCAACCAGGAUCAAUUCCUGCGCAUCGACAUGUACGCCUGCGGAUUGGUCCUCUGGGAGCUCAUCUCGCGCUGCUCUGCACAGGAUGGUCCUGUGGAGGAGUACAUGCUCCCAUUUGAGGAGGAAGUUGGCCAGCACCCGUCCCUGGAAGACAUGCAGGAAGCCGUGGCACACAAGAAGAUGCGACCACGCAUCCGCGACCACUGGAGGAAGCAUCCGGGCUUGGCAGUAAUCAUUGACACGAUAGAGGAGUGCUGGGACCACGAUGCCGAGGCUCGGCUGUCGGCGAACUGCGUGGAAGAGAGGAUCUCAAGUCUCUACAAGACUGUUCCGCCCACUCCCACUGAUGUCCUGUCGUUGCUGCCAUCAGGGGACCAAAAGGGCAUGGACGAUUUUUACGUGCCGGUGGUAAACAUCAAGAGUGCCCUCGAGACGGCUGUGCUUCUGCCACCCAAAGAGUCGAGCAUCUAAGGCGUCUUCGACGACAACGAUGAGCCUUCUUCCUACGCUGCCAUCGGGCGAGUGCAGUGCUGUCGUCUGCUUCCUCAGAGGACACCACGACGAUGAGGCCGGCUUAGCUUGCCAAGGGACAAUGCUUGGCUUUCUUUUAUUUUUAUUUUUUUCCGACUGCAACCGGCCAUGCAAUCGAGAAAACUAGUGUUUCCCGCGGACUACCACAACACGACCGGCCUCAAGCCGCCGAUCUACUGGAUGAGCAAUGCCUUUCUGCGUGCGUGUGUGUGCGCGUGUGAGUGCUAAAAUGUGUGUGUGUUUGUGUAGAAAUGUGUGUGCAUGUGGGUGUGCGAGUGAUUGUAAAAAAAAAGAGAAGAAAAAAAUUCCACGGGUGUCUUAACAUCUAGUCAAGCAGGGCAGUGUGAGCAUGUUAGAUCAACUGAAAACAAACAAAAAGCCUAAAACACCAAUUUAGGUAUGUCGCCACCCUUUAAAACUAUGUUUUUGUUAUUUUGGAAAAAAGAGAAAGUAAAUUUUUAUUACGGACAGUACAAAAAAAACGUACAGGUAUCCAGAAUUGGGGUGCGUAAAAAAAUUGCAUGUCUCUAUGAAAUUAGUGGAUGUUCUCAAAGUGAUAAUGACACGUUGGGGCUCAAUCCCCAUUUUUGUUUAAACCUGAUUUUCCAUUGUUUUUUGCUUCACAAAAACUCUUUUGAACAAGUCAAUAUUUUCUAAUGAAGCUUUACACGUUUUUUCUGUGAGACCCGUGCAAUGAAGUGGGAUAAUUGAAAACAAUGAUUAAGUCUGCACGUUAUAUUAUUUCAAAUGAAAUGCAUCGUCCUAAAAUGGCGCGACUUCUGGUUGCUUGGGCCGUAUUAUGUUUUAGAUUGACAACGUUCAGCCUAGGUCGUCUCACAUUCUACAUGCACAGCCAUAAUACUACCAAGAGAUUUCAUUCUCGUAUGGUGGGUGUGGUGGCUGUGACUGUCAGCCUGGGAUGGGUGUAUUUUUGUUAAUUUUCAUAACUGUAAUCAGUUCAGUGAAAGAACAUUGUGUACUUGUAAGUGUCAUUUUAAGCUACUUUUACUGUGGCAGACAGAAAGUAAUUAAUUUCUGAUCAAAAUCCAGAAAGAUUUCUAAAAAUGUGGCGACAUAUCUUGAACAAGGUGUGACAAAAUGAGCCUUUCCCACCUCGCGCUGACAGCAGUGGCCCCUACUGGUCCAUUUUGGAAACGUUCGGAAAGGGGGUCGGCCUCGCUGCUUUGAGCAAGCGGGAAGAGGCUUCUCCAAAAUCUAUUUUGCUCGUUCUAAUCUCUGUUUGCCAGUUUUUUAAGAUGGAAACAUAUAUUAUAUAUACUUCUAAGUAUCACAGAAGAUUUGCAGAUGCUAUAUAUAUUUACUGCUCCCUUGAUUGGGGAGACUGGCAUUGAACACUUUGCUGCCUCUUUGCGGGAUGAAUGAGAAAAUUUUCACUCUAGAUGGCUUCUAUUUAUGUAGCGAAGCUUUAAGGUUUUUUUUUUUUUGCUUUAGACACGCAAUGGUACAAAAUACCCCUCAACUGCUUGCUUUUCUGUAGAGAAGCUCUAAACAGGGUCCCUUAAAAAAAAAGGAUGUUUUGAAACGGAGGGGGCCCAGGCAGUACUUUACUUCGAUAUUAUUUUCUCUCCUCAAAGACUGUAACUGUCAAAGCAAAAUGUCCAUCUACUCCAGAGCACAGCCUAACAAUGCUUCUGCCCAUAACUCGAGACGAGGCUAGUCUUCUUGUCUGAAGCUAAACUUUUUGUAAGAUUGUUAUGCGACAUUCAAAUGCUAUAGGCGACAAUUGAGAUCACACGUCGGGGUGUAGUGCAAAAGCACAUGGGAUACUCUCCCUCCUGUUUCAAAAACAUUGGUUAGAAAUGGAUGCACUUGAGAGAGCACAGUUGGUUUAGGGACCGUAUUUUGAGAUGAUUGCGUUGCGAGGCGUACUUUGCAACAUCCGACCGAGUUUCUCUCAUGGAAGCUGGUUGUGUGGAAGGGUAGUGUUACUAAAACUUGGUGUCCAAUAGGCUUUGCUUUCAAAGGAUACCAAAGCAGAAUGGCAUGUUCAAGACAGGUCCCAGCUUGAUCUGUAAAGGAUUUCUACCAGGGCAACCCACGGGCUAUCAGCGUCACCGAAAUGGCCUGAAAAUUUGCUACGGCUCUAAGGUUAAGUUGGCUAGAAACAGUUGGAUUUUGGUGGCUUUUGGAAGACGUUGCAACACAAUACCCGGGCACUUGCGACUAGUUUGGCAAGCUGGUUAUUUUAAAAGCCACUCAAGUGUGAGCGAAUCGAUGUGCUAAUGACAACUAAGCAAAAAGACAUGAGAAAACACUGCGUUUGCUGCACUCGCAACUAAUUCAUUCCGGAACAAACGCUUCACUUACAGUAUAUGCCUGUGCAAGUGCUUGGAUCUCAAAGAUAUGUAACAACCAGGUGAAGGAUGGUAAAUUCAUAGACACCCGAGCAUUGAAGCAUUGAAAAAAUGCACACGCUUAUAUUUCUAUUGUACGAGUGUGUGUGGACCUGGGAUAUAAGAAAUCCCUUUACAUUGUUGUUGCAUAAUUGAUAAUUGUUGGGGUUUUAACGUCCUGAAAACGCCAUAUGAUUAUGAGAGACCCCGUAGUGGAGGGCUCCGGAAAUUUCGACCACUUGGCGUUAUUCGACGUACACCUAAUCUACGCACACAGGCCUCAAGCAUUUUCGCCUCCAUCAAGAACGGCUGGGGUUCGAUCCCGCGACCUGCGGAUCUGCAGCCGAGGGCCUUAGCUACUAGACCACCAUGGCGGGUAUCGUUGCAUCACAUCCAAGCUUGCUCUGGCCCAUAAAUAUGAAGCAUUUGUUCUGAAUUGAAAUAGUUGCAAGUGCAGCAAUUGUCAUGUUUUCUUUCGCGUUCCUUUUUAGUCCUUGUAAAUACUAGGCUUGUGCGAAUAUUCGAAUGCUUGUCGACUAUUCGAACGAAUAGUGGUGGUUGUACGAAACGAAAUUUAAAGGGGCCCUGCUACACUUUUACAGCGAAAGGUGAUAUGCAAUCACAACUCGGUGUCUCGCGCAGCGCCAUAGUUGUACGCUGCCGCCGCCGGUGUCCGUAACCACAUCACUCUUCGCUUCGAACCUGACAUUCACUAUUCGCACAAGCCUAUUAAAUAUGCUUCUUCGCAUGCGCCAUUACAAUACUCAGGCAAUGGCUCGGGGGUAAAAUUAGAGCUCUAAUGGUCUCGUAAGAUGGUGGCUUAUUUGCAGCAGUGUUUUGGCAGCAUUUUUUAAUGGACGAUGACACUUUGGUUGUAUCGGCAGAGAUACAUCAUCAGAGCACUGUAUAGAGAUGCCAUCUGGGUGCCACAUCACAGGAAAGCAAUCAUUUCAGAGUACGCUGGUUGUGCCGCUCUGUUGGUGCUGUGCCCGUGAUGGCAGAUCCUUAACAGGAGAGAGAUUACCCCAUUUACAGAGCCACGAGACAUUUUUUACAGCAGCUCACUAUGAAUUCAUAUUUCGAAAUUGGGUGAUUAGCUCAUACAGCAGGCAUUGCUGAUAAAUUGGCUUGCUUCAUAUUCAAAGUGGCCAUUAUGUAAUGGUUUUUGCAUAGCAUUUAGCAUAAACAAUGCUUACUAUUUCAGCAGUGUCUGGUAGAUAAGAGUGCAAACUAACUACAGCUAUGGCGAUGCACGCCUAGCAGCAUUUCAUUAACUGGCUUUUCGCUUCAGAGGCAUAACAAGUGACCAUUGCGAAUAUCUUUGCAAGGAAUUGAGAACCCAACGGCAUAAAUAACUACUUGCUACUGCAACAUGAUAAGAGUAGCAACGUAGAAUUCGGCAUGCAAAAAACAUCCUUGUUGCCAGUGCAUUUUCUCACAGACUGUGCAAGUGGCACAGAGCCUACAAUGCAGAAGCUUCCCCUAGAAAAAACUAACACGUAAACUCCUUUACAUUGCUUUUUUUUUUUUCUGCCAGAACGGUUGAGUUCAGUGCUAUUUUGUACCUACUCAAACUUUUUUGCAUACACCCAUCUGAAACGGGCGUACGUGCCGUUGAGGCGCCACUACUAAAGCUCAAGCCUUGUCAAUACUUUCAGGUGCGGCUCAUUACUAUUAGUGAGCACGGCUCACGUGCGACGGCGCUACUAACAAGCCUAUUAAACACACCAUGUCAAACUUCUGAUGCGAGGCGUGUUGCAGUAUUGCUGCCUGUGGUAGUAUCGUAAUUGUGCCUCCAGGAUACUUGGAGCAUUACUCCAUCUCUCCUCUUGGUGCUCUCUUUUAUCACCGCCUUCAAAGCCUACAUCAAGACGAUUGUUCGUCUGGUCGUGUGAGGGAAGAGGGGUGCAGCCUUGUCUGCUGUCUUAAGCACCGACUCAUUCGCUGUGAAAUUCUUAUGAGAGGCAACGAUUCUUGGUGCAUUAUGUUCGGUGUGCUGCUUCAUUGUAGACCUUGGUCUGUUUCUUGAUCAUGUGAGAAGUACGCUUUGAAUCCAGAGGUGGCGUACGAAAUAUAGUUCUGGUGUUCUAGAGCUUGACUUGGCUCAGUUAACUGUGUACCAGCGGCCUGUUGCUUCUUUUUGGGAGUAACUGUUUAGGUGUUUCUUGAAUACCGUGGCUAUUGGUGACUUGAUUUUGUUUUCAUCCCUACCUUAUAACCAAUUUAGGGUGCUAUGUACUAAACUUUGAUCGAAAUGGGUAUUACUAGGUCAAGGCUCAUUCGUUACUAGACUAAGUGCACCAAGAAUGUUGCAAAUCUCGAUCACAGAUGACUCCGUGGGGUGGUUACUAAAGAGCUUCGCACCAGCCUCGUCUACAAGACAAAUUGGUAGGCACAGUUGGCGAAAUAGUUGGAUGAACUUCCUCGCACAUAUUCUAGUGUCACCACUGAAAACUGCAGCAGAAAACUACUUGCAUUUCUUGUACUGUGUAAAUACAGAGGUAAGAAGAUACGGCCCCGAGCGAGAAUCUAUUUAAGGCUUAAUGUUGUGACAAAAAAGAGAGACUAGAGAGGCAUUUUAUUGCAAGUGUACUGCUAUGAUUCAUUAAAGGCUUGCCCGUACCUGCUAAAAAGUAUACAAUGGUGACUGUGACACUAGGCUGGCAUAAACGCUGAUUUGACGUGCAGUUCGUGUACUCUUCGAGUAUUGCUUUGAUUGCGUCUCCAUAGGAGUGCUGUUUUUCGUUGACUUGCUUCGGACCCGCUGGGCCACGCUGGAUCAGAGUCGGAUUAUAGCAGCUUCGGUAAAGUGCCGAUUUCUUAGCCGACAAGAGGCUCAAAGGAUCGCGUCUCUUGAAAUUAGAUAUGGGACAAGUGUGUUUGGCGAGUGUGUAGCUAAGCACUCCUCCCCAUUUUUUCUCUCUCACUUUCUUUUUCGGUAAGCGACUAACUUUGUGGUGGUCGAAGGGGGGCUGUCCGUUUAUUCUCGUGAGCCAGGACAGCAGCCGGGAAAAAUGAGCAACAAAAAAAAAUUCUGUGUGUAUGUGCGCGUGUGACUGCUGUGUAUACGUCUGUGGCGUUGGUGCCCCUUAAGAAAAAGUACAAGUGUUGUUUUCCUCACGUUAUGUAUAAGCCGAUAUCAAAUUGUACAUUUUAUUCAUUGCAUAAACCUUUUAAAUCUUAACAACUUUGUUUAGACAUGGACAGAAUAUGCUUUUUUAUAUAUAUAGUAUAGUUUUUCUCUCUUUUUAUUGACAAAUGUGUUAAGACGUGAUCCCAGUAGAAGGUAGAUUGUGCUGUUCUUUUUUACUCUGUUCAUGUUGAAGGAGACAUAUUUUUCAUUGAUACAUACCUCGAUUAUGCUUGUUUUGUCAUUCUUUGUGUUGAUGACCUUUUUCUGUUAUGAUACUGUAUAUGUAUUCAACUUUGUGUUUCAAAAGACUGUAGUGCCAACUCUAUUUCAACACGGCAGGCAUUGUGGGGGGGGAGGCAAGACAAAACAGCUGCUCGGGAUAGUUGCUUUGCUUUUUUUCCCUCCCAGUGCUGGAGCACAUUAAAAAAAAACACUUUUCUAGGUUUCUCUCGGUUCUUUUUUUUUUUUUUUUUUUGUCUUCGAAAGCGCGAGCGAGCCGGGAAUAACCUAUGUCUACGGGUAGCGACAAACUUAAUCGCAGUUUUCUUGUUCGUUUUUGGAUUCUGUUUCUCUCGUGUUCCGUCUCUCACUCUUCUUCUUCACUUUUGAGUUUCCGAUCAGUUCAUCAGUGUUUUUUUGUCAUCGCUGCCCUUGGAGUUGGCAUUAGUUUCGUAUGACGCUUCGACGUCCCCAUCGCACAACGAUUCAGGACGUGGCAAGAGUGCGAUUCUCCUGCCACGAUGCAAUGUCGGGUAAAAGCACACAGUCGUAGCCAAAGCGUACAUCUUCUGCCAGUGGCACCAUGAUCUGCAUUUCGUCUGCUACCAUCGGCAGACGACACGCUCCUUGACUUCUGGCAAACUGUCGAUGUCGCUGUCGCAACGUAGAAAUCAUUUGCUCACUCUGGUUGACGAUGAAAUGAAAAAAAAAAAAGAAGAAGUGGGUGUGGUACUGUCACCAAAUGCACAGGUCUCGUUAUUUAGUCGCUUUUCAUGCAAUACAGGUAUUCCGGAAGGCAGCUUUCUUAGAGCAUCCGGGUAUACUUGGAAUGUCUCGUGCGAAGAUACGGGGGUCCUUUGUUCCAAGGUGGCUCAACUUGCACUGUCGAUGAAACCGUGCUUCUGGGACAAACGCUUAGGAAAAGGCUAUCGUUUUGUUGAUGGUACAAGGACAAGAAAAAGAUUUAAAAUAUACACACAAAAAAAACAGGGGGGACAUACUUGCCCAUCACUGCCAACAUUCCUCUGUGUACAAACUACCUGUACGUUUUUAAGUUCUACGGUGGAGUCAUUGUGUGUGCUACUUAAAACUGUGAAAGGUGGUUGAAGAUUACAAAAAUAAUAAACGCUGCUGAAACAGUUGCCCCAGCUCAGCUGCAUGAAGCGUCUCGCCAAGUAAGAUGGGCUUGACUUGCUGUGUCGAAAUGGACAGGCUUAUGCGAUUGGCAGCAACGAGAAAUUGAGAGUAUUGAACCAUGUGCACGAUUUUCUGUUUUCUCUUCGCUGUGCCUUGGCUUUAGGAAAACGCUUAAAAAAAAGGCAUGAAAUUCGUAAAAAUUGAUGGUAAAUCUAGUGCCCAAUUUGUUGGGAAUUUCGCACUAUUAAUCCAGUGGUCUCUAUGGCUUUUUUUGUUUCGAAGUAACCAAGACUAUGGCCCAUUUAGCGUAGAAAUGUUAAGCGCCACUUGUAGAACUCUCUUUUUGUAAGUGCACAAGCCUUUUAUAAUGGUCACAAAGUUGAAUGGUGUAGGUAGACCUGUUGCUUUCCUGUGUGUCAUCAUUUUAGUGGGCAAGUUCUUGACUGUCACCAUCAGCAGUGCACCCUGUUUAAAGUAGCAUACACUACGCGUCUUCUCUGCAAAAGCAAGGUAUGUAGCUAGGGAAGUACAAGUGGUAAGGGUCUUUGUGCAUUACAGUUAUCAGUUUACACCUUUAUGUAACAUUUCAACUGCCGACCUGAAGGGCGCGAGUUCGAUCCCAGCCACAACAGUCGCUUCUCAAUGCAAAUGGUACUUUAGUGGCAUGUGUACAUGGCUGCGCCUCGGCCUUGUAAGUGGUAGCUGCAGUUUGAUUGGAAGGCAGAUACAGAAUGUUGCACUGGCUUUUGUGCCACUUUUUUUUGUGUGUGCGUGGUUUUUUUAGUGCAGAUAAGUUUAAAGUACUUUUGCUUAGAACAUUAGUUCCAUUCCACUCACCUCGGACGAUUCAACACUGAAAUAAGGGGGAGAGAGUAAUCAACCAACGAAUUAUUUUAUUUUUUUCUCUACGGGAUAAAGAGGAAUUGGUUAGCUAAGGACAGACAUUGGGAGAAACCUUCGUUUGGCUGUGGAGAUAUAAUAUAGGUUUAAAAUGAUCACAACAAUGACAAAUGCUUCAAGACCACAUUUAUCAGAAAACUUGGCAGAGUUGUAUGCAUUCGCUACGAGUAGUUUACCUGCUUAUAGUAUAGGCAGUUACCCACGUUUAAUGCUUUGGUGGAUAAUCUCUAUGCUAAAUUGGAAAGUCCUUUCAGUCUAUUGGAACCGACUCCUGGCCAUCACGUGCAUAGCUUCCUUAAAUGCUAGCUGAAAAAUGUGUUCUUAAGAAGUACUCAAAUUGUAGUAAAGUUUGUAAAUGUAAAAAUAGUGGCACGAACAUGCAAAGGAAAUCUAUAUAAACUUCUAAAAAACAGGAAAGCUUCUUAGCUGAUAAAGUGUUGUUGGUUCUUGUGUACUUUAUGUGUGAGCCGAGUUGGUGAAGAGAAUACUUCAAUAGUUCUACUUUGAGUGUUCGUGCAGCUGGGCUCUAAUUGCACUGUGGAGGCGACUUUCCUUCUAAUUUUUUCCUUCUCCUUUUUUUUCCUUGUAUAGUCAUUCCCUUAAACAAAAAAACUUGAACUCGUCAUUUUUGUCAACUACCCUCAGCACUAGAGUGUCUGCAGUCUCGUGUGUGUACCUUUUUCUCUGAUCACAGCAUUCUGUUGAAAAAUCUCUCACUGCUGUUUCCAAAUGUGCCAAAUCGAACUUUGUUUACCCUACCCCCCCCCCCCCCCCUCUUUUUUUUUGUUGACGCAUGGCAUCAUCUCUUGAAGUCCAACGGGUAUCCUUAUUGGGCGCGCUGUUAAAAAGAAAAAAAAAAGUGGUGGUCGUGCAAACGGAUGUUGAACCACAGUUCCUAUUUCGAUGGUUUCGCCGUUUUCGCCCAUGGCCCCCGUAUUUUUUUCCUCUCCUUUUGUGCAUGUACGGCCAUCAGGUUUGUAUUUAUGUUUCGUGUUUAGAUGGCCAGUAAAGCCCUCCUGCAGCCGGAGACGGCGUUGAUUGUGGUGGUUGGACUCUUUGCAGCUCUUCGUCGCUUGUUUUGAGAGAGAGAAAAAAAUUGUGUGUGAAUGUGCGCCCUUACAUGUUCCCAAGCACUGCGACACAAGCCAGUGUUUGUCGAUCACUACUUAAAGAGAGAUUGGGAGUGUCGUUCGGAUGAGUGAUUUUAAGUGUGACGCACUUCAUGUGUGACAGUAUGGAAACAAAACAUGAGUCAAACGUCGCGACGAAAGGCAGCCGCAUCUGCUGACGGGAAAGACUUUAUGCUCACCGGAUUCUUUCACGUGCAGUUUUCUCGAGAUAUCCGGCGUUGGGUGGUGUGCUCGAGAGAUGUGCGUUGUUCUCGACAGUGUUUAUGGAGGGGAGGGGCGAAGUUUGCGCUUAGACGGGCAUGCUAGAGAGAUAAGUCUGAAAUCACUUUGCCCGAGAUUCUCUUAUUCAUUUUGUUCCCUUCAUCUCGGUUCUCGGUGUACAUACUACAGGCUGAACAGAGGCUGUCUAUGGACUACAAAUUAGUCUCCGUCUUUCUUGCUGACAGACAGACAGCAAAAAAGAAAAAAAGACAUCAGCCUGUUUCUUUCACGUUGCGGCAGCUGAAGUACAAAUUAUUUCCUGACUGUAGACAAUAUGCAUACCGAUGCUCUCUUUGUGCUCUUUGAACGCAAGUUUUUGCAUGAAUCAUUGAGACAGCUCUGGAAGAAAUGGCUUGUACGGAGUCCUGGUAUCCUUCAUUAAGACCGCUGUCUCACAGUCAAGCCUGUGCCCUGUCGUAAUAGGAAACUAGAUCAAGUGUUUUAUUCGUGAGCAUGCUGUAUAUGUGGAUAUAAAGGAGGGUGUCCAGGCUACAUCGUGUUCUCUUGUUAACAUGUCUCCGUGAAUGAUGUCUCGAUGUGCAGUUGCUAUACAAAAGUGUAGCGAUAAGGCUUGCUCUAUUUGCUUGUGUCAAUUUUUUUUUAAUUUCAAAUAGGUCUUAUUGGGACACGACAGGCAGGCAUUGUUCGCAACAGUGUUUCACGCGAAUGCAAUCGAAAAGGUAAAAAAACACUUGUAGACGAAAAACCAGGUUAUGAUAAGUGCCUUUUGUGUUCUUUUGUUGACAGUUGAAUUCUGCUGGAUUGCACUUGAAAAGAAAAAAAAAAUGCACAAAAAACCUAGACCUAGCUUGGCAACACAGAUGCCAGACUUGGCUUCCCUGCAGGAGGGAAGGAAUUGCUUAGACCGAGAAAGGACAUUUCUUGAUAAUGGCUAGCUUGGCGCUACUUUGGAGAACUCGCACAGCAAAAAAAAAAAAAAAAAAGGCAUUGUAAUCAUUGCUCCAGAGAUGCAAAAUUUUAUUUUUAAUACCGUAGAUUUUUGUAAGUCUUGUGAUUGACAUCUGUAGAAGUGUGCAUUUUCUUAGGUGAGAAUAUCUAGGUUUGUCAUUGUGUUAGUACCAUGCUUAACAUUUUUCCUUGCAGUCAUCCCAUCUUGUUGCAUAGGUGUUUUUGUUUUCAUUUUUUUUAUUAAGGCUUUGUCGCUGAGUGUUUGACUGAUGUACACUAAAGGUGGGAGUGAAGUGCCAUGGAUUCCCAGACACCCAAAGGAAACUGUAUAUCAAAUCGGGACACCUCUGUGGCUUCAUUGCGGCCUUCUGUUGGUUUACAGGGGUCUUGCUAGCAGAGCUGGUCAGGUAUUUAAUUGGCCCGGUUUGCUUUGUAGAUAGGUCUGUGAAUGCCUUGCUCGCACUUUGUGCUGCACGCUCGCAUGAGUUGUAGAGCAAGGCAUUGGCUUGGACUAGCUGUGUGGGUUCUGUGCUAGAAACAGGUCUGCGAAGAUGGAACGAGCAAAGUGUUGUCGGCAUUUAUGUCGUCUUCUGGUCUUUUUUUCUGUCUUGGUAUGGAAUUUGUGCACCAUUCUCGAACUGCAAGCAGCUAUCUCAUGUCAUGUUUUGUCAAAUCCUUGGCCAUAUUCUCCAUGGAACACUCGUGAGGAUGUCACAUUUGUUUACGCUGACUGGUGGUCUUGCCUUCUAGUGGAGGGCCUCAGAAUAACUUUGAAAACUUGUGGACUCUCAUUACACAUGCCACGUUGGGCAUACAAUCAUAAUUGCAUUCCACCAUGAUUGUAAUUCAGCUGUUGUGAUGGGGAACUUGACCUGUAAUAUCACGCUUGGCAGUGCAUAGUUGUCGUCAUCAUUAAGGUACUGUUACAUGGUAAUAUUUUCAUCUUGCAGAGGUUGUUACUGCAUAUUUCUUCGUAUAAGCCUGAAGGUAUGCCUCAGGAUUGAUAAAUUGAGACUAUGUCCGUCAGUUUGGAGUGUAGACCGCAAAUGUUUGCAAGGCCUUUUCGUCUUGCUAAUUCAACUUUGUCGAGAUGUAUGGAGCGUGAAAGAAGUUGGAUGUCGCGCUUUGCAGAUACAUUUAGUUAGUGCUGGGCAAAUCCACAUUCCCUUCGAGGCAGCAAAGGCACGCAUUUUCACUCACCUCCGGUAUAAACCUGUUGUACUUUGGUGUCUGGUGAUUUCCCCCGCACACGAAGUGAGACACUGUCGUAUAUUGUUGGACUGAGACAUUGCUCGAGUGGAAGAGUUUCAACUUGUACACCUAAAGUGGGUUGCUUUGUGGUGCGUGUAAUCCAGCCUAUUGUGACUUAUUUACUUAAUAGUCUAUUUUUGUUUCCCCCCAACAUCACAAGAAAGGGCGCCAGUUUUUGGCUUUCCCCUGUGUAGUUCAGUCGAGAUCGCACGUGGAAGACACCGCAGUGUUCUCGGCUGCGCGUCCCUUAACGUCUGCUUGAAAGAAGCGAGUGUCCAGAGCUUUUUAACUCCUGCCCACGCACAGUGUAAUGGCCGAGGCUUUUCAUGCUCGAAUGUUGGUUUGCCCUAUUGUUGUAGUUGCCGGUGAGGCCAGCCUUGCUGUCGAGAGCUGCUGUGGCAGUUGUUGCUACUUGCUACUGCUUCAGCUGUCGGUGAGAAGCAACGCCAUCGUCCUGUAAAGAAUAAACAACGAACGAUGGCGCCUGAAGCAUGCGUCUCGAAAGAUAGAACAACAAAAAAAAUGAAAGGUGCUGCUACAAGCAUACCACAUUGCAGUGUACAGAUUUCACUCAUUUACAUGUGCUCAUUCAUCACGUUUCCCUGUUGUACAUUGCCUCCCACAAAUGUUCUUCCUCUCUGACCCUCUUUUUUUCUGUUUUGUUGUUGCUGCAUACUGUGUUUACUCUGUUUAAAGACCAAAAUAAUUUGCAUGCUUUGUCUAUUUGCCCGAGCAGAUUUACAAUAAAAGAAAGAUGACUUAA